AUGACACCUUCAUCAGACCUCAAACUGCUCGAUCUCAUCACCGCCAUUGACAAUGCACCCCUCGAUUUUGCAUCAAAUUAUGCCCCCUACUACCGUCUCUUUCUCUCUCCCGACCCUCGCCCUCAUGGCUUCAUCCUCCCCGCCACAGUCUCCCUAAUGCCAUGGCCCACAUCCUUCACUAUCGACCACGGCAACGGCACCGUCACAUUGAAUGAACCUGCAUCUGGCUCAACACUUACAGAGCACGCGAAUGCUGCAUUCCAACAAGCUGUUGAUAAAGCCGUUGACGAUGACCUGUUUCCUAUUCUGCACAAGGAACACAGUGAGUACUUUCGUAUAGUCGGCGCAAGGGAAUUCGUGCAGGUCGAGAGGUUUGCUGCUCCGUUAUUUGGCAUUGCGACGAGGGGUGCUCAUUUGACGGGCUAUGUACGCGGUGGUGAUGGCGGGAUAAAGAUCUGGGUUGCGAGACGGAGUCGUCACCUCUUCAGCUACCCUGGUCUUCUUGACAGUACUGUCGCUGGUGGUAUCAAGGCCAGUGAUACACCACUUGCAUGCAUCAAAGCCGAAUCUACCGAAGAAGCUUGUCUUCCACCAGAUCUCGUCUCGUCGAGCGUUGAACCCGCGGGAGCGAUAACGCUGGCCAACAUCAACCAGAAGUCAAAGCUAUUCCACUCAGAUAUCAUCUACGUCUUCGAUCUAGAGAUGCCGGGGGAUGUUAUUCCUCGACCGGGAGACGAUGAAGUGGAGGAGUUUGUGCCGAUGGAUUGUCAGGAAGUGGUACAGCGCAUGUUGGCGGGAGAGUUCAAGCCGAAUGUGUGUCCUGUGAUGAUCGACUUCUUGGUCAGGAAGGGUUUCAUCACGAAAGAGAACGAGAGUGACUUUGAGGAGAUCCAGAGGAGGUUGAGGAGAGAGAUUCCUGUGCCGAUGGAGUCUGAUGCAUAG
Molecule: messenger RNA, 942 nt
Organism: Fusarium proliferatum ET1
Lineage: Eukaryota; Fungi; Ascomycota; Sordariomycetes; Hypocreales; Nectriaceae
Product: thiamine pyrophosphokinase family protein
Exons: 2
Coding region: 1-942 (313 amino acids)
Source: RefSeq, a predicted model, not a curated record